AUGCAAAAUCAAGAGGCGACGACGGUAGAAGACUCGCAACUUGGGUUGAAAACCCCGGAGAAGUAUGAACAGCAUUGUAUACUAUUUCCCACGUAUGCUACUAAACACGCGGACGAUGGUAGUUUAACUGAUAAUUGGAAUAUUCGCGUUCGUGGUUGGGCGUUUUCAUCUCCAACAAAUAGCAGAUCUCUGAGUCUAUUCCUAAAAUUAACAUCGAAAGUAAGGGGUCUGAAAAAGGAUGAUCCAACAUAUGAAAUGCUACAAUCACGCGUUUCUCUUUUUUGGGCCAGCAAUAUAACCGGAGCGGAGUUUACUGUUCAGACUAUCGGAACUACUGAAUCAAAUAAAAUGGCUAUCGAAGUGCUGGAGAAGGCUGGGAAAAUAAUAGAGAACACAGGAAAAAUUAAUAUGUUAAAGCAUCCUGACUAUGAAACCAAGAGCACAAAGAUAUCUUGUAAUGGCGGCCAAUUCACAGGUACCAUUGGCAUACCUCAAUCUACUAUCAAGAAAUGGGUUCAACAGGAAGAGAGAAUGGACUUGUAUAAGCCACAUUCCACCAAGGAAUCGAAAUCGAAGGUGCGAUUGAUCAAAAUUCAAGCUUAUGAUGCUAAAAUUUCUCAACCUGCACACGGUGUAGUCAAUCUGAUUGGGUCAGAUGGGAUAUCGGUGAUUUCUGAUAUAGAUGAUACAAUCAAAGAAACUGACGUGAUGGAUGGUGUGGGGAAAGUCCUCACAAACACGUUUUUGCAGCCCACUAAAGCUGUUGACGGCAUGGCUGAUGCGUACCGUAGCUGGUACGAGAAAGGCAUCGCAAUUCAUUACGUCUCCAAUUCGCCGUGGCAACUGUUCCCAAUGCUGCGUAACUUUUUCAAAGAAUACAAUUUUCCUCCGGGAUCGGCUCACCUUAAGUUUUAUGAUGGUCUUAUAAAAAGUGCUCGAGAACAAAAAGAAAAUCCGACGGCUAGCAAAUUCAUGUAUAUUAGAGAGUUACUCAAAGACUUCCCUCAACGAAAAUUUAUCUUAGUUGGAGAUUCUGGAGAAUUGGACCCAGAGAUAUACACUACAAUCGCUCGUGAACAUCCAGAUAGAAUAGUUCGAAUUUUUAUUCGAGACGUAUCGACUAAACACAUUAAAGACCUGCCAGCCCAACCGCCAAAGUAUUCGUACGUUCAUACAUUCCCAUCUUUGGUGAAGAAUCUCAAAUCCUACUAUCAAGAUAGUGGAAAGGAGGACAAGGCUGAUGAGAAGAACGACAAUCUUAAUGAGGAAAUGAACGAUGCAACACCAACAGAAAUUGUAGAUAGUCCUAUAGCUGACAAGAAUUCUAGUCGGUCAGUAAAGUCACAGAAAUAUACGCCAUCUUCAUUACUCGAAAACCUACGGUCGGAUCUGUCAUAUUUAAGACGAACAUCAACACCGGGUUCGCGGUCUAUUCCUAGAGCACCGUCAAGUGCAAAUGUACAAUCACCUACUGAAGAUUCUGUGACGGACGAAUCGAACGCUGAUUCGAGUAGUUCUAGCUCCGGGAAACCGCUUUCUAGCUCUACGUCUGGUUCCGACAAGCCUACCUCUGGCUCGGAUAAGCCUACCUCUGGCUCGGAUAAGCCUGCCUCUGAACAAUUAAAGACUCCUUUGGAAAUGUUUCAUGAGCGUAUCGCUAAUUUGACAGCUGGACUCCCAGAGGGAUUAUUUUCAUUAUUUAACGAAGCUAGCGAAUUGGGCAGUGACACUGCUGUCGCUGAAGCCAUCGCUGAAGCCAUAAGACAACAUAAGGAAAAGUACGCCACGUAA
Messenger RNA from Paraglomus occultum, 1791 nucleotides. NCBI's taxonomy places the organism in Eukaryota, Fungi, Glomeromycota, Glomeromycetes, Paraglomerales, Paraglomeraceae. The record is from the annotation of a GenBank genome assembly.